Messenger RNA from Heterocephalus glaber (naked mole-rat), 1498 nucleotides. The record is from RefSeq and is a predicted model, not a curated record. NCBI's taxonomy places the organism in Eukaryota, Metazoa, Chordata, Mammalia, Rodentia, Bathyergidae.
UGUGUGUGUGUGUGUGUGCAAUUACACCUUCCUAACAACAAGGACGUUUCCGAACUCAUGUCAUUAGGCAAUUUCACUGCUGGGCAAACGUCAUCAAGGGUACCUACUCAGUGUGGGGGUAGAGUCAGCCCUCCAGUGGCCCUCAGUGCUGUCCAGGGGCAGGGUGGAUGCAAGAGGCCCAAGAGCUUGCGGUGGGCUUUCCACCAGUGCAUGGGCAUGCUCCAAAACCCUGUGUGGGAAGUGUGGCGAGAACUAGGGCAGUGCCACACGGCUAAUGGGGACCACGGACCCUGCAGAGCUCACACGUGCUGCCCCUGUGACUGGCAGCGGGGGGUUUGUGUCCACAGCGUCCCCACCAGCGGCUCAGGAGUGUGCUGCACCACACUGCUGCUGGGUGACAGGACGUGUGCAGCCCCACGGGGCCCGUGGGGCUGCUUCCUUCCAGGUGGUUGCUGACCUCGAGUCCCGUGGCACAGGCUCCUCUUUGCGCCUCCCUGUGUUCGCUGUCUCGCAGGCCUGCUUUCCUCCUGUCCUCUCCCUACUGCUGCCGAUGCUCCGUUCCAUCAGCAGAAUGGGCCGGAGACCUGGAGGGUCUCCUCUUCGCGGAGGCUGGCAGGGUCAUGCUGCUGCUGCCCAGGCUGGUCUCCAGUUCGCAGGCUGCGUGAGCCUUUUGUGUCCGCACACUCCGCCAAGGUGCUGGAGCGUGGGCAGGUGCCACCGUGCCGGCCCAGGGCCACUUUUUAAACCUGACUCCGGGAGAUGGAUUAUGAAGGCCUGCCAGUUCCACCUCUGGAACACACGUCACCUCCUCCUGCCACUGAAGCUGCCAGCACCGCCUGAUCCGCAGCAGCCUCCUGGACAGAUUCUGCUCCGCCAGAGAACCGAACCCACACACUCCUUAUCCCCACGAGCUUCCUCUUCUGCUGUCUCCACAGAGCAGCUGGAGCGACCCAAGGUGGAAGCUCACAUCUGCUCCCUGCUCAUAACGUGUCUUUGCUUUUCCACCGCGUGUAAAAUAAAAUUUACCCCAUUGCACUUGCCUGGCUCUGCUGUCUCCUCUGGGCUCUGCCGCCAGCUGGCCUUGGCGUCCCGGGAGCGCCAGGGACUCGGCCCUGAAGGACAGCUGUGCAUGGCUGUUCUUUUGGCUUAAACCAGGCCUCCAGCCCCUUCCAGGGCUGUCUAUCUCAACCUCUGCUCCCAAGUAAAGUUCCAGGAUUUUUGCCCCUUUCAGUUUUAUCUCUGGCUUAUCCAUGUACUCUGAGGCCAGCUUAGGGUUCAGGGUGGGAGAUACACAGCAGGAAGCUGAGCUCCAGAAGGAGGGUGAAAGGGAACUUAUGGUUUCAGCUACUGACUUUUAUUUCCUUGCUUUGAACAGAGUGCUCAUUCUCCCAGUCUUUCUUCCUGGAACACAUGGAGAAGGCUCAAGAAUAGGAGCCUGGGAGCAGCUUCCUCUUUGGAAAUCUGUUUCUUGGAGUUUUCUUUCUUCCAGGUCAUCUGC